Messenger RNA from Rhizophagus irregularis DAOM 181602=DAOM 197198, 891 nucleotides. RefSeq lists its product as uncharacterized. The record is from RefSeq and is a predicted model, not a curated record. NCBI's taxonomy places the organism in Eukaryota, Fungi, Glomeromycota, Glomeromycetes, Glomerales, Glomeraceae.
UUUUUUUUUCGAAAUUUUUUUUUUUUUUUUUUUUCAAAAAAAAUAAUUUUAUUUAAAAUAUUCAUUCUUUAUUCAUCAUGCCUUUAAGAUCACGUUCAUUUUCAAUAGCAAGACCAGCUCCAUUAAUUCAGAGAAGUCGUAGUAGAUGUACUAUAAACACUCUUUCUAAUCAUCAUUAUAAUAAUCUUCCAGAACCACCUUCUCCUGACUCAAAAUUCACUGCUGAACUUAAAAGUUCAACGAAAAUACCUCAUUUACCAACUUGUAAAUGUGUUGCAUGUAAAGAGCAAUUGGAGUCUCGAUUGGCUCAUGAUGCUAUAGUUGAAGAAGUAGCAAAGAAAUUAAAAAGUCCUGCUUUUGAAGCUUUUUUAAAUCAACGUGUUUCUUUAACCACCGAUCAAUUAGAUAGAAUUGAGUUGGCUAAAUUACAUGCGAAUGUUGAUAAAUUACCACAAAGAUAUCCUGCUCAGGAUGGUUAUUUAAGAAAAGAUAUUCAUAAAAUGUAUUUUAAUACAUUGGCCGAAAAUCUUUCACGUCUUGAGGAUCCAAUAUUAUACGAACGUCAAAGGUUCGUUUUAUCUAAUGAAAAAGAGGAAGCAAUGUAUACUCAACGUAUGUUUAAACGUGUGAGUAAAGCGUUAAAACAUCGUUUUGUCUCUCAAGAUGCUGAAUUUUUACCACCUGAAGAACGUAAAUUACAAAAAUUUCGUGAAGUUGAAGGAAAAUUAAAUAGAUUGGUUGAUACUUUCCCUCAAUUUGAUAAUCAACGUGUUGAAAUGAGUCCUAAUAAACGUAAAUUAACGAUAUAAAAUGUUAUCAUUUACGGACACUUUUUAUUAUUAUAAAUAAUAUAAUAGUAAAUUAUGUAUUUUUUUUUCAUGAUUUGUAAAA